Magallana angulata is the source of this 7283-nucleotide messenger RNA. RefSeq names its product protein ITPRID2-like. Gene Ontology annotation, molecular function: signaling receptor binding. The transcript has 18 exons. The coding region runs from base 2019 to 6209 and encodes 1396 amino acids. Lineage: Eukaryota; Metazoa; Mollusca; Bivalvia; Ostreida; Ostreidae. The record is from RefSeq and is a predicted model, not a curated record.
AGAAAAAGUUCUUCGUAUAUUUUAGCCAUCGAUCGAAGCAGUUUUCAAGACACGAAGGGAGUCCUAUCAGAAAAUUUUCGACUACCGACUUGCCUAUGGUGUCACCACUGCACUCUAUCAGUUUACCGUUUGAUACUAUGUUAUAUAAACUUAUCUGUAUUUUUUUGUUAGGAGUUUAUAAGUCAGACGUGUUAAAUUAACCGAAUUUAAUUAGUCUAAAACUAGGAACUUUUGUUUUAUCUAUGUUGGUUUGGGUUGUGUUUUCCUCGUUGCUCGCAACCAGCUGUUUGUAAACAUUGGUCUAUGUUUAUUAUAGCAAGAAUGAAUAUCUCGUUAUAGAAACUGAUGUAUGAGAUUGAUUUAAAACGCUCAUAAUCUGCUUUAUUGUAAUGUAUGCAUGGAAUGUUUCAUAAUGUAAACUUCUCCAACAAAAGGAAAUGGGAUUGUUUGAAAUACUUAUAAUAGAGUGUAAACUACAUUAAACAUACACAGUUGAUGAAAUUAAAAGGACUCGUAAUUGAUCUAAGGAAUUCUCUUUCUGUACUUUUCGGCUUUAUAAGAAUUAUGUAGAAAAUGAAACAAUUUCUUGUCAUUCUAUAUUUAAUAAUGGAAAAAGUAGUCCUGAUACCUAUAUUCAAUUUUACAUAAUUUCAAAGAGGAGGCCAAGAGCAUGUUUAAUACGGUUUUUGGAGAGACUGUAGGCAUUCUAGAUAUUUUCAUUUGUCAACAAUGGACAAAACUCUGAGAUUUGUAGCUUAUUUCCUUUAUAUUUCAUAGAAAACAGCAGUUUUAAAACAUGAUUUUUUCAUUGUGUUUACCAAAAAAACUUAAGCCUCAGUAAACCCUAUCAAACAAAGCUGUUGUUGAAUCAUCAUUGAAAGAAUUAGCUUACAUCUAUAAUUUCAUAAACCUGUAGGCACCUUCUAUAUGUUAGAUCUUUACCUUAAGAAGCAGUUUUCUUUUUAUUCUUAAUACAUGCAAUUAAUAGCAUCGCUAUGAAAGGACUUGCUUUUUUAGUUACAUGUAUUUAAAUGAGAAGAAAAUGCUAUCCUAUGCAGGUAUUUAUGAAAAUCCUGAAGACUGCAGACUCUCUGCUUCACAGUUGUCCAACUUUACACAUAGUAAAGUUUGUACCGGUACUUGAGGUUACACAUAUUGACAUGCAGUGAUUUAUUAAUACAAGUAAAACAGAGGUUACAAACUUCAAAUGAAUAACAAGCUUAAAAUGUAAUGGUACAUGUAUAUAUUAAGAUUGCUUGUUUCAAAUAAGUCAUACUUGGUAUGUUUGGCAAGCCACUUGUCUAUAAUACAUGUUCAUUGUACAUGCAAUUUAUCAUGGUACAUGUAAUACCUUUAGAAUAUCAUCUUUUUUUUUAUAUAAGUUUUUGUUAAAGUACUCUUAGAAACAGUUCUCAUAGUUUACCUGUAAAAUAAUACCCUGUUCUUGUUUAAUUUGUACGAAAAUACUGAUGGUCUUAUUCAUCUAUACAAAUCCUCUAAUUUCCAAAGUUUCUCAGCGUGGGUUUUGAAUGCAGUUGUCAUGUUCAGUAGCUGUAAUUUGCUAUAAAUGCUACGGUACUUCUGAGGAGUCAAAUAACAUUUGACACCCACCUUUGAUUUUUCUGGUUUGUGCAUAUUAAAGAACACCUGCUAUUGUUUGUAAGUCUCUUUAUGUGUGGGCGCAAAAUCUUGCAAUUGGAUAUAGACUGUAUUUUUCUAUUGGAUGACAAGAUUUUGACCUUUUUCAAUUAUUUUCGUAUAGGGAAGCGCUACUAUCAGAAUCUCAUGAAAGUGACAGUUCUCAUAGGGAGAAAAUCAAUUUUUUUCCCUGCCGAGACGCUAUAUAAUGUGGAAAUAAUUUCGGUGUGUUUGAAUUAUUGGGGGACGAAUUGCUUUUACUCUUUCGUUACCCCAACAAAAAGAAUUAGUGUUGAUGGUUCGUCUCCCUGAUAAAUCUUUUGAAGAGAAUAAGCAUUUCAUUGCAUCCGAAUGAUCUUCCUCUGCAUGUUUUGAGAUACAUGGCUGCAAAAAAUGGGGAAUUCUUGAUGGUCAACGAACUGACAGAAGAAAACCGAAAAGGAUGGUGUAACGACCCAAGAGUAUUGAAUUUAGAAUCUUUAUCUACUUCUUCAGGAGAAGAAAAUCUUUUAAAGGAAAGUGAACAUAGAAAGUCUGUAAGUGAUUCAGUAAAAAACAAAAACCCAAGUCACCACCAAAAUGUGCCUUAUCAAGGGACUCCAUCAAAGAACCACCACGAGCAUGUAGAAUGGGAUGACGGUAGUCUAGGGGAAUGGCAUAAACAACUUGAUUGCCAUGGAAACCAACAGUGCAAAAGUCAGUGUCACAGCAAACUAGUUUCGAAAUGGUCGGAAUAUUUCCCACCGACUCCCAGUAGAUGUAUCAAAGUUGAGGAGAGGCAGAAGGAGUCAACGAUUAGCCCGAAUUGUCCCCAGAAGAACAGUUUCAGUCAGUCGGCAGGGCAUCGCGAUCACAACAACACUGUUGAAUCAGGGACUGAUCUCGCGGAACUUUGGGAUGAUAAGUAUGAUUUUGAAUUGUUCAAAGAAAGCCCUAGGAAACUGAUAGGUGAUAUUUCUGUCGAGCAUGGUAACAUUAUAGAAGACAAGGUUCAUGUGCUUUAUUCAGGGGAGGAGAUUGAAAAAUCACAUCAAAGUUCUUAUGCGAGUUUUGCCAGAAAUAAACACAGGAGUUUGAAGGACAUCUUCUGCAGAGGGAAGCAGUUUUUAAAGUCGAAGGUUUCAAAUUACAAGAACAAACUGUUGAACAAAGACAUUAUUUCUUCGGGAGCAGAAUUAAGGGCUGCUGCUCAAGAAAUAUCUGAGACAUCUACAGCUGCUGUUGUUGAAGACAGAAGAAGGUAUCUGAUGUCUGCGAAAGAAAAUCAAUGCAAUGAAAUUCACUGUGAUAAACCCAGAAUCAAUGGAUUCGCAUCUACUGCUGAAGAAAUCAAUGGACAUCCAGAGGACCAGGUGAAAGGUCAUGAGGUCGUGGGGUCAAGUGCCAAAAGGAGAUCUAGAGACUUGAUCUGUGAUGAGGAGGUCAUCUCAAGCCAAAUUAACCCUCAGGAAGAAAGAGAAGAAACACCCAUAGCAAGGCUGGAAGAUGAUGCUGCUGAAGAAGAGCAGGUGGAAGAGGAAGAAGAAAUUCCUCUGGGAUCUGAAGCUCUUUCCUUGAAAGCAGAUAGAUCCACCCCUAGUAAACAGCCGGUGGACAAGCGGCUGGGAUGGCUUCUAAGUGAUUCGGCCAACACCAGCAUUGGGUCGGACUUCUCACAUAACAGUGAUAUCAGUCUGGAUAUGCUGCUAUCUGAACGCACCAGAGAUCCAGAGGAAAUUCUUACAAACUUAGGAUUUGUUGGAUCUGAGGACACAGAAGCAGACGAUCUUCAGCGGCUUCCUGAGAGAUUCCUUGAGCAGCAGUCCAGUGCCAAUGGAAUCGAUGUCAAAACAAUUGACUUGAAUCGCCUGCUCAGCUUGUCGGAGCACGAGGAAAUGCUAGAGCGCAUCAAUACUUCCAAAAUGAACGCUGAAUUCGCUGGUCAGGGUCACCCUCAACUAGGUAAUGUGCUUGCUUCUGUUAUGAAUGGCAUGAAAUUUCUGAAUGCAAUUAACCAAAGUCAAAAUCCGUCCCGAAAUUCCAGUUUUGAUUCGCGACAAAGUGAUGAUAGUGUGCUUCAGAAUCCGAAAAAUCGUGAAUUCUUGGACAAACAAGGAUUUUACAAACGUCAUGACAAAAAGACGACGAAAAAUGAAAACACAGCGUCGCCAUCCCAAAGCAGAAUCAACAGGUCACAGUCUCUGGAUGCAUCAGAGAGACGGAAAAAGUUUCAUCAAAUGCGGUCAAGGAAUUUUUCUACGCAAAUCCUGGAAUCGGAUGAGAGCAACUUAUCAGAGGAGAAAUCGCCAUGCAGGGAUAGUCGAGAUAGUUCUUUGUUCCGCAGCGUCACAAGCAUGGAAUACUCAGACUCUUUCGAAAGCACGGAAGGCCGCGAGGAUUCCAUGGACAAGAGGCUCGAGAUGGGAAGGUUGGCCGUUCAGAACAACGACGACUGGGAUAUGGUGCGACCAGCUGUAAGUCUGGGGGACAUUUCAACGACCUUAAAGAGCCCUAAAAAGGAUGAAUUAAUAGACAAGCAAGUGUCAAGGCAAGUGAGUGACGAAAUUAAACCCACGCAAGUGAUGAACAGUGAGUCAGUUCCAACCACCGGAUUUAGAUCUGCUGCUUAUUCGGCUGGCCUGCAGAAACUGCAGGAAAUGAGGAAAAGUCUGGUGCAGAAAUCGAUGGCAUCGCAUGACUUGGACGAUGAUUACGAAGUGACCUCACCUCCCCUUUCAAAACAGUCAAGUUUAGAAAGCACCCUCACAGCGAAGGAAUUCCGAACGAAAACGUCCUCUUCAUGUACCCUGAAGGCCGAGAGUUUAGAUGCUCAUGACGACCAGGUGGAUUCAGUGUUUCCGGCAGAAGAAGGAGAGAAGUCUGCGCUGUCUAAAGCAUUAGGGCCAAGAAGUCAUGUAUCAUUUAGUGAUCUGAAAAUACCCGAGCUGAUGUUGAAUGCUGGUUCAUUCCCGAUCAGCGACAAAGAAACCUUAGGUGGCAUGGGUCGAAUGGAGAGUAUCCAAUCGGACAGCAGCGGCUUUGCUGAGGGGGACACAAUCACCGACCACCAGGCGAGGGAUGCUGAAGACAGGGUGUCCAGUUUGGGGAGUAGUGCAGAGAGUGACCAGACCUCCAGGAGUAACGUUACAGUCAUAGACAGCCACAAUCAACAAUCUAGUCAACGGAAAACUUCCAUCUCAAAGGAUAAGACCAAAACCAAAGUGGAAAAAGUGGACAUAGCUGUGGAAACGGAACCCAUCCAUCAAUCAGUGGAUUCUGGCAUUGAGCCAAUGGCUCCAUCAAUUACUUAUCAUCUGCAUCAGAGAGAGGACACAGCGUUGUCUGCUGAGGAAGGAGGCAAUGAAAAAUCUGUUGUGUUGACGAUUGAGCUACCGAAGGACUGGUUGAACAAUCAAGGGAGUUCCACUUCAAGUGUUGUGUCGCAUUUAUAUAAAAACAUUGGAAUCUCUAGUCAAGCAGUGUCGUCUGCUUCCCACACCGAUGUUCGAACUGCAGGCUCCUCAAAUUCUCAGAUUCUGCCAGAGAAAAUUCAGGCUGAUCCCACCAGAGCGAAACCCAUCCGAUCCCACCUGAAUCCCAAGUGGGCAUCUACUCCCAGCAUAGUGUCCCCCCAUAAACAAACUAGCAGACAUAGCGAUUCCACAGGGCAUAGGUAUUCCAAGAGAAAACUUUAUAACCGGGGCCCACUGAGGGAGAAUGGUCAUAACGGAAGCUUCAGUGAGCACUCAGUGGACAAAACGGACAGUGAAAUGAGUAGUUCCUUUGAUCAUGAGAGUGAGUGUUCAUUCGUUUCAAAUACGGACAGUAAUUCCAGUCUGAAAGAUGAACAUGUUGAAUAUGUCAAGCUGCUGAGGCUUGUAAACAAACCAAUGUCUUUCAAGGUCACAGGAUACACUCCUAGCAAAUACAGACCGAACCUUAAAUCCUUACCUCAUAUGGACAGGCAACAGUAUUUAGAAGAAGAAUCCAAGUUGCUGCAGUACGCUCUACAAAAGUACAAACGAGAACUUCAAGCCAUGGAGACAACCUUCCAGGUCAACAGUGAGCUGGCCGACAAAGAGUUAACAGAGGAGGAGAGGGAGGAAUUGGAGGAGUUUCAGUCCCUUUGGAAGGAGGUCCGGCGCGAGAUAAACGAGAUGGAACAGCUGAUUGCCAAUCGUCUCGGGGGACUGGUGAUGGGCAACGACAACUUUAACCCCCUACUGGCCCUGGAAAUCAUCCACAAGAUGACAGAGUUGAUCAAGGAACAGUUCUUCCAGCACCAGAUGUCCCAGAACAAGGACGACGAGAUCGCGGCCAUGGAAACGACCUCUGGGCACUGGCCCUCCGAGGGGUCAAUAUCCGGGCUCCAGUCGCUGUAUGGGGACGAGUCUAUUCAGGAGAGCCUCUCAGACCUGAAGGAGUCAAUUUUACAAGAAGUACGACAAGAAUUACAGGAGAGCACCCAGUGGCUCCAAAAGGAGAUGAGGAACAAAGAGAGAGAACUGAACAAACUAAGGAUGGAGGUCAUGUCCCAGAGCAUAAAGAAAGGAAGCACCCGACAGAAGCAUUACUAUGAGACGGAUGUCUAACCAAACUGAAAGUAAAAGUAGAAGUAAAAGUGACUGCCAAGGGAUUGAUGAAACAAACAUUAUCUACAGACACCUAAUGUGACAGGAAGUCAAUAACAAUUAACAAAUUGAUCUGAUUUAUGAAUAUGAAAUGAAUGUAUUGAUAGAGAAGCAAAAAUAUUUACAAUUUUUGAAGUAGUACAGAGAAAUUGAUGAAUUAAUGAUGAAAAGAUGGACAAGUGGUGCGUGUACAAGAAAGUUGCUGUUUGGUAGCCAGUAUUCUGGUUACAAUGUUCAAAUGAAAUAUGUUGAUUUUUAAUUUUUUUUUUUACAAAUAAAGGCAUCAGGUACAUGUAUACUUAAAUAUUUUUAAACUACAAUAAUAUCUUUAUCUUUUUGAAAGUUAAAAUGUGUUUUGCAAUGAUUGUUGAAAUUAUUUGAUAUGAAGCUUUCAGUUUGCUUUCUUUUCUCUUUCAGUACAUGUACUAUGAAAAUUGAUUUUGAACUUAAUAUAUGUUUCAUUUGACGUAUAAAAUAUGUGAUUGCUCUGAUUGAUAAAAUGUAAUGUGCAUGUUGAUAAAAUAUUUUUUACUGAAAUGAAAUAUAGGAUUUUAUUGAUUUUAUUUUAGUAUUUACUUAAUAUUGGACGAUAUCUUUUAUAGCUACUGUAGAAAGUCUUUCCAUUGUUGUGUGACUGUUGGCAUUUUUACAUUCCUGGGGUGUUUUUUUUAUCUAUAAUAUAUUUAUUUUCAUGACAAAUGUUAAAUGUUCUCUAUAUUUUUAUAACCAAUGUUCAACCAGCAAUAUUGAUAAGUCAAUGUGCAUUUCCAUGUAAACAACUUUGUUCUUUGAUGCUAAUUUAAAAUGCCAUUUUAUAUACAGUGCAUUUGAACCAAUAUUUUCUGUUCAUAUAUAAAAUUUCUUCCUUUUUUUUUAAUUGGUCCCAUGCAUGUUCAGAAUUACACAUACUGUAGUGGUUUAUUGAACCGUAAACAAUGACACUCUAAAGAUGCUGAAAUGUGAAAGCCAAAAUCUGAAUAUGUGCAAUUAUUUGUUGAUCUACAUUGUAGGAAGUCAAUUUUUUUAAUUUUGUAC